AUGAGAGGAAAUUUAGAAGACCAUAACAUAAUCUUAGAUGAUUUAUCCCACGAGUUGGUAGACCCUAACCAAGGGCGCGGCUUAGGAGGAUCAGCGCAUGGACAUAAUGAGAAUAGCGCCUCGCUUUACUCAAAUAGGAGAAAGCAUAAAGAUGAUAAAACACCCUUUUCUCCUGAGGAGGAUUAGUAUAUGAUCCAAAUAGUUCAGCAGCACGGUAUAAAAAAAUGGGGGUUAAUAUCUGAAUUGGUAAACCAAAAAUUCAACACAUAAAACAGAAACCCAAAGAUUUGCCGAGAAAGAUGGCAUAAUCAUCUUGAUCCAGCCAUAAAUAAAAAGUAGUGGUCUGAUUACGAAGAGAUGUAGUUUAUUUAAGCUCAUUAGACUCUUGGAAACAGAUGGGCAGAAAUAUCUAAAGUUAUCAAAGGAAGGACAGAUAAUGCGAUAAAAAAUCAUUUUUAUUCUAGUUUGAGAAAAAAUAUAUCCAGAAUAAGUAAAGAUGUAGUGACUCUAGAUUAAAAGUUAUCUCCACAAGCGAGAUAGCACUCAAUAUAUCUAAUCUCAUAUCUAAGGGGUCUUUUGUAGAAAUAAAUUGAUUAUGAGAGAUAAUAAAGUGUGAUAGAAGAAUUUAAAGGUAGGGAUACGAACCUAGCGUUCUAGAAUGUAGGAUCUAAUGAUAAAUACUUGAUUAAUAAGUUGAGGAGUUACAAUAUUACAUUGGAGAAAAUUGAUUAGUAUUUGGUUAAGCUUAGGCAGGAUAGUAAUGGUUUGGAUAGCACUAACAGAUAAAAUAUCAAUAAUCUGGCAUAAUUCAUUUAAUUUUCCAAUAUGCAGGAAAAAAUGUUUGGGGAGGAUGAGUGUGAUUAGAAUUAAAGUAAUGGAUCUAGUAACAUGCUGAACUAGAGAACAGCACCCUCUAUUAAUAACCUGUAGUAGUAAAACACUGAGAAACUACAGAGUUUCUAAAGCAACUCACCUGCUAGUAAUUAGGCCCUUUUAGGUUAGGCCUAGUAAUAGUAGCUUAAUAUCCCUGAAGGCUUCUUUAAGCCGAUUCCUUAAUAUACAAGCCCUAAGAUGACACCACCAACAGCAUAGACUCCAGAAAUUCAAGCCAACCAUAUUUAAACCUAGCAUUUAUAAUCACCAUCCAUUCAAAAUCUCUAACCAAAUAUCCAACAAAUUCUCUUGAACCAGAUAUAUCAAUAAAAUAAUCAAAGCGCAAUGAAUUAAAAUGGAUUGGGCAAUAAUGGCUUAAUUCAUGGACUUAAUAGUAGAGGUGUUAUGCAAUAAUAGCAUUCUGGACAACAACAACAAAUGUAAGAUUCAACGUAUGUCUAACAACAGCAACUAAUGAAUAAUCUUGGCUUGGGGUAGUUUACUGGUGUCUAGGCAUUAAGCACAUAGAAUAUCAAGAUGAAUGAUCUACUGCUUGCUUUGAAUUCUUUGAACAGUUAGUAGCCAAAUACCUUUUCAAGCAUAUCUCCCUACAAAAGAAACUUGAUUUAAGCAACUCUUGAGUGUUAAAGUCUGAACUCUAGUGUUACAUCCUGGACAGAUAAAAGCUAGAGUCCUAAAUUCCUAUCUGACAACGAGUCUGUAAAGAGUGAUACAUCAAAUAAGAGUGCUCAGCCAGUCUAUAAUGGUAGAGGCAGCUUCUUCUUCCCAGGCUAAUAGUAAAGAUUCCAACUUUAGAGUUCACACUCAUUCUCUGAACUUCCUCAGGGGCAAGAUCUCCUACAAAAUAUUAAUGGUGCUGCUCCAGGCUAAAACAUAGUUUAUGGAUUAAUUCAAAAUAAUGGUCAUUAGUUGCCAAUGUAAAGGAAUUCAUCAAACGGAGUAGUUUAAAUUCCAAUAUAGCAGUAUCAAGAUCCAAAUCACCAAUUGAGAAGAAGCCAUUCUAGCAAUCAAAUUCAAGCUUAUGAUUAUCCAAUGGGGAGGAAAAAAUCAUUAUUCUAUCAUUAGCACAACGGGGGAUAGCAAGAUCAAGAUGCCUGCUCAGACGAUGACCUUGUUAGAAGUGAUGUUGAGAGCUGA
Molecule: messenger RNA, 2031 nt
Organism: Stylonychia lemnae
Lineage: Eukaryota; Ciliophora; Spirotrichea; Sporadotrichida; Oxytrichidae
Source: the annotation of a GenBank genome assembly